AUGCCAUCAGCUGUGUGCGCCAGGCAUGUGUUUUGUUGUAUGCGGUGCUUCCUCUUGCUAUUCUUGGGUUUGGGUUGUUCUGGCGGAAAAAAGCGUGCUCAGUCUAAUAAAACCAGGAAAAUUUUGAUUUUAGGUGAUUCCUACUAUGCUUACGCAUGAGUGUUUCAAGACUCCAGCAGAUGAAGAUGAACUCGAUGACAUUGAUGACGAUAUGGUAGUUGGUGUAAUAGCUGAAAUUGAACAGGAGGUACUCAACGAAUCCGAAAGUGACGACGACGAAUACGAUUUGGCAGACAUGGGGGGUCCAGAGCCAGAACGAAAUGAUGGUAACAUCAGCUCUAACGAGAGCAUCAGCAGCGAUGGCAGCUUCGAUCCGAAUGCGGAAGACACUGACUCCGAUGAUUCAAUGUUGGAUGAGGCCGCAACGGCCGGCGCAAGCAUUGCCAAGCGACGUAAGGAGCAAAAUGCAAUGGAUGGAGCGGGGCCCAGUGGUUCAGGUCCCAGUGGAUCUGGUGAUUAUUCACAUUUGGAUGAGGACGAUGAGACGGAUGAGACUGUCCGUGCUAUCAUUGCAGCUAUAAAGAAACCACGCAGUGCUCCCCCAGAGAUUAGACUGGAGGAUUUCAUUACAGACAUCUGCUUCCAUCCAGAGCGAGAUAUUAUCGCCCUGGCGACCAUAAUUGGUGAUGUACAUCUGUACGAAUAUGGCAAUGAGGAGAACAAACUGUUACGUUCAAUUGAAGUGCAUGCAAAGGCCUGUCGAGACGUUGAGUUCACCGAGGAUGGACGCAGUUUGAUUACGUGCUCGAAGGACAAGUGCGUCAUGGUCACCGACAUGGAAACAGAGAAACUAAAAAAAUUGUAUGAAACAGCACAUGAUGAUGCCAUCAACAAAUUGCAUGUGCUCGAUGAGCGUCUAUUCGCCACCGGGGAUGAUGCCGGCACAGUAAAGCUUUGGGAUUUUCGCACCAAAGAUGCCAUAUUCGAACUGAAAGAGGUGGAGGAUCAGAUAACCCAAAUGCUAACUAACGAUCAGAAUAAACUGCUGUUGGCAACCAGUGCCGAUGGCUAUUUGACCACCUUUAAUAUUGGUGCUCGGAAGUUAUAUGUACAAUCGGAGCCGUAUGAGGAGGAGUUGAACUGCAUGGGAAUUUAUCGGGGCAGCUCUAAGUUGGUGGUGGGUACCUCUAAGGGACGCCUUUACACCUACAAUUGGGGCUACUUUGGCUACCAUUGCGACAUGUACCCGGGCAUCAAAAGUCCCAUAAGUCUGAUGAUACCCAUUACGGACCGAAUUGCCUGCGUAGCUGGCGAGGAUGGUAAUAUACGUGCCUGUCAUAUUGCUCCCUAUCGCAAUCUGGGCGUUGUGGGCCAGCACAAUAUGCCUAUUGAAUCGCUGGACAUCAAUAGCAGUGGUGAGUUAUUGGCAUCUUCAUCGCACAACAACGAUGUGCGCUUCUGGAACGUCAAAUAUUUCGAGGACUUUGGCGACAUUAAAUACAAUGAGAAGCACAACGCCUACAAGGAUAAGCGACACAAUUUGCCGUCAUCGAAGUGCACAAAUGCCUCCGACUUCUUUGCCGAUAUGACCAAGGAGCAGGACGAUGACGACAAUGACGAUGGUGGAAAUAACACUACAGCAGCUGGGUCCAAUAAUGUUACCUAGAUGCUACCAGUCAUUCAUUAUAAAUAUAUAUCAUUGUUAAACAUUUCUUAACAAUUUUUAGCUAUAGUAUUGUAAGACCUUGUGCUGUAAAGGCUUAA
Molecule: messenger RNA, 1764 nt
Organism: Drosophila arizonae
Lineage: Eukaryota; Metazoa; Arthropoda; Insecta; Diptera; Drosophilidae
Product: WD repeat-containing protein 55 homolog
Molecular function (GO): protein binding
Source: RefSeq, a predicted model, not a curated record